Molecule: messenger RNA, 2638 nt
Organism: Zootoca vivipara (common lizard)
Lineage: Eukaryota; Metazoa; Chordata; Lepidosauria; Squamata; Lacertidae
Source: RefSeq, a predicted model, not a curated record
AAAAAAAAACCCUCUUCUCUGGCUGGGUGUCCCGUGCCCUCAUUCUCCGGUAGCUUCACGAGAUUCAGGUCCUGUUGUGAAGUUCGCGGAGUUCAGCUAGGCCGUCUGGUUCCGCCCCCCAGAUAAACUCUUACCGGUAGCUAUCAAGAUGCUGGGAUCUUUUUGCAGACGCAGAGCACGAUCUCCUACUUCGGCGCCAGCUGUUAAGCGGUCCGACUAAGGCAGGCGUCCCAGCAGUUAGCAGCCCACCCUGCAGUUCCUAUGCCCCUUCUUCCCCAUGGCGGAAUUGGUCCUCUCUAACCCCACAAGGCUGCAAUCCUAAACCUGGCGGGAAGUUAGCCUCGUUGCGUUCAGAGAUAGGAGUUUGUUCCUGAAGUAUCCACGGGUCUAGGGCGAACUGGGCACUAAAAGUCCCACGGGGAGACGGAUGUCACCAGGAUGCGAUCCUAAACAUGUGGAUUAAGUGCAAGCGAGUCCCGCCUAGGCGAUCGGGCUUGUUAUCCGAGUUAGGCGCUCAGACAAGGGUCAAGGGGCGAUCCGAGCCCCCGUCCUCAUCCGAAACGCGCUACAUUAUCAGAAGUUCCUCCCGUUGGUUUCAGGAGGAACUUCCCAGGAUGUCUGCUGAGCCUGGCACACUUUUUGUUUUGUUUUUUAAGACCCCGAUCCUUAACGUGUUUCCUCAGAAGGCAGGUCGGGAAUUCGUCCUUCCAGAUCUGUUUCUAGGAUCGCAGUGCCAAUGCGCUUAAGGGUCGGGCUGCUGAUUUUACUAAACCCUGGCAGUUCCACGCGCACCAGAGACCGGCUCUUGCCUUUGCUGCCAGGCUUCUGUGCUAUCAUGGGUAGCAAGACUUUGCCAGCCCCGGUGCCCAUCCACCCCUCCCUUCAGCUCACCAACUACUCCUUCUUGCAAGCUUUCAAUGGCCUGCCCGCCGUGCCUUCGGAACACCUGCCCAACCUCUAUGGCUUCAGCGCCCUCCACGCCGUUCAUCUUCACCAGUGGACCCUGGGCUACCCGGCCAUGCAUUUGCCUCGUUCGUCCUUUGCCAAAGUGCCUGGCAUGGCCAGCCUGGUGGACGCCAGAUUCCAGCUGCCUGCCUUCCCUCUCUUCCCGCAUGUCAUCCAUCCCAAACACGAAGCUGCCAAUAUGCCACUCAAAGCCAAGCCCCGAUUUGACUUUGCCAAUCUCGCUGUGGCAGCCACUCAGGAGGACCACUCGAAACUGGGACAGAUCGAUAGCCAAGGCUCCCCUCCAGGCCUGGGCUCCUUGCUCGAGGUGACCAAGCUUUCACCGGAGAAGAAACCCACGCGGGGGAGGUUACCUUCCAAAACCAAGAAGGAAUUUGUGUGCAAAUUCUGCGGCAGGCACUUCACCAAGUCGUACAACCUUUUGAUCCACGAAAGAACCCACACGGACGAAAGGCCGUACACAUGUGACAUUUGCCACAAGGCCUUCAGAAGACAAGAUCACCUGAGGGAUCACAGAUAUAUCCACUCUAAAGAAAAGCCCUUUAAGUGCCAAGAAUGUGGGAAAGGAUUUUGUCAAUCCAGGACUCUAGCUGUUCACAAGACACUUCACACACAAGUAAAGGAACUUAAACCUUCGAAAAUGAAAUGCUAAAGCUUCUAGCCCCCAUGAACUUCACCCCGCACCUGGCAUUCCGAAAUUUAGACCAAAUUCUUGACAGAGACAUUGUGGAGCACUGAACACUAUUAAUUUUAAAUUUGUUAAGAAAAGAAAAACUCAACCCCUCUCCGCAUACAAACGCAGCCAGCCUUCCCAAAAACCUUACACGGAGGAGUGUAAAUCUUGCACGACUCUGCUAAACUUUACGUCAAAAGGUGGUGCUCAAGUAUUGGAGAGGAAUUUUCAUUGUUACGAGGCAAACAACACCCAAAGUAGCUUCCUGAAGUUUUUGCUUUUCUUUAAUUUUUAAAAUUUUCAUCCUUUUUUCUGUAUGCUUGUGUGUGACUGUUUAAAAGGCUUAUCAUUCAUCAUACUUGCAAAGAGAGAAUCCGGAAGAUGGUUCAAAGAAACUGGCUUCAUUUUUUUAGGCACUGCUGAGAUGAGAAGGAAGAUCGCUGAUAAACUCUGUGCUUGAAAGGAAGCAAAUGACCCUCCCAUAUAAUGGAUCUUGUUGUGUCCUCUACAGAUUUUUAACACCCAAGUCUUCCAUCAGUGGGUCUCCUUCCUGCACGCUGUGGCAAACACCCCGGGGGUUUCUGUUUGUUUGUUUGUUUGUGGUCUAGGGCCUUGGAAGUGGUUUGUAACUGGUGGAUUUAUUUAAACAAAGCCAAACACAAAAACACCGAAAGUGGACAAAAGUUGACAACAAUAAAUCAAAGUGACUGCUCUGCCCAGUAUGGUCUUAGUAGUACUUUCAAGUUAGCUUGUGUCUGGAUGGGGAGUGAAUGGAAUUGAUGGGGUGGGGUGGGGUGGGGUGGGGGGUAUUUGACAAAUCUCAGCCUGAGAGUUUUAUCCCCAGUUGUUUUUCCCACCCUCCUUACCAGUGUAAAUAAGAAUAAUAAUGAGACAUUCCAAUAUGUUUUUGGUUAAAGUUAUUGCUAUUUGGCACUUUAUGCUGAUUCUUGAUAACGAACAUUUAUCACUGGAUUUAUUUGUGUGCGUGCGUGUUUUUUU